This is a messenger RNA of Zasmidium cellare ATCC 36951, 1503 nucleotides long. RefSeq lists its product as uncharacterized. The record is from RefSeq and is a predicted model, not a curated record. Gene Ontology annotation, biological process: L-leucine catabolic process. Lineage: Eukaryota; Fungi; Ascomycota; Dothideomycetes; Mycosphaerellales; Mycosphaerellaceae. The coding region runs from base 1 to 1503 and encodes 500 amino acids. The transcript has a single exon. Gene Ontology annotation, molecular function: flavin adenine dinucleotide binding; 3-methylbutanoyl-CoA dehydrogenase activity.
AUGUCGAAACGAGAGUACACCGACCCAAGCGUCUACAACACCCACCACGAACGGUUCCAGCGCGCUGGACUGCCAACGACUCAACAGGGAUGGGUCCAGCGUGCCAAAGAAGUCGCAUCCAUUCUGGCGGAGGAUGCUGCCAAGCGAGACAUUGAGAACAAGUCACCUCGCGCUGAGGUUGCCAUGCUGAAGUCUGCUGGCUUGUUGAAGACUCUUGGGCCAGCCAAGUAUGGCGGUGGUAACCAAAGCUGGGAGACUGGAUACAAGGUCAUUCGUGAAGUCGCCAAGGGUGAUGGAUCGUUGGGCAUGUUGCUGGGAUACCACUUGCUCUGGUCUACGACUGCCAAUGUCGUUGGUACGGAGGAACAGCAUGACAGCGUGCAACAGGUCAUCAUUGAGAACAACUACUUCGUCGGUGGAGCUGUCAACCCGAGAGACAGCGACCUCAAGAUCUCUUCUGACGGGGACGAGAUUGUGUUCAAUGGCCACAAGAACUUCAACACAGGAGGUGUGGUAUCGGACUUGACUGUCCUGGAGGGGGUGCUAGACAACACUGAAGACCACAUCUUCACGUUCGUCAAGACCGAACAGCCCGGCAUCAUCUUCGCGCACAACUGGGACAACGUAGGCCUGCGUCUGAGUGAAUCGGGCAGCGUCAAGAUCGACAACGUUCGCGUGCCAUGGACUGAUGCGCUGGGUUGGGACCCCGUCAGCAAGCGACCGGUCCAAGACGUCCUCGGAAUCCCGUUCGCAUCAAUGCUCUUGCCCACGAUCCAGCUGGUCUUCAGCAACUUCUACCUAGGCAUCGCGCAGGGCGCUUUAGGUGCUGCAUCUCACUACACCGUCAAUGGCACACGUGCUUGGCCAUAUGGCGGAGAUAACAAGGAAAAAGCUGUCGACGAGUGGUACAUUCUCGAGCGCUACGGCGAGUGGCGCGCACACGUUGCAGCCGCAGAUGCACUGGCAGAUCGUGCUGGAGCUGAGAUUGCCAACAUCUAUCGCGAAGCGGGACAGUACGGCUCAUCCUUGGACCAGCAACUUCUCAAGGAGCACGUCAAUCCCAACUACAGCCUGAGCAAGGUGGACGUCAACGGCGCCCUGAACAAGAUCAACCCACCUUACGCUAUUACUACCGCCACGAGCUUCCAGAACAUCGGAGCCGAGUCAGGAGCCAACGGUGCCACCACGAACGGCUAUUCGAAUGGCUACACCAAUGGCCACAAGCAAGGCAGUAACCGCAGCGCCAUCACUGCGCUCCGCCGUGGAGAGGUGGCAGCCUUUGUUGCUCACGCCAAGGUCGUGACCACGGACACGGGCUUGAAGGUCACCAGCGGCAUCUUCGAAACGCUCGGUGCCCGGGCGACUGGCAAGAAGUAUGGUUUUGACAAGUACUGGAGGGACAUCCGCACGCACUCGCUACAUGAUCCUGUGGCGUACAAGAAGAGGGAGGUCGGCAGAUACCAGCUGUUGGGAGAGAUUCCAGAGCCGACUUGGUACACGUAG